UCGUUCCUAGGCAGCGCGUUAACGGAGUUCGCUAGCAAAAAGCUACGUUCUGAAAAUCACAAAAUUAAGCUCAAGUCCGACGUAGAACGGAAUUUUACACGCAGUUUUACAGAUACCGUUCUUAUCACAAGAUUUUUCUAAUUGUAUAAAACUACCAUCAGCAUGGAUUCUUCAAGUGACUUUAGGGAGAAACUGCAGAAGAAACGACGACAGGUACAUCAAGGCAGUGAUGGAGACCCAGGAGAAACUCUCAAACAAGCUUUACGAGCUGAAAGACAGAAGCGAAAACAGAAGAUGUCCAGGCAGUCUUUAGUUCAGGAUACUCAUGAAGCYGAAGCUGCAGAGGAGGUCUCCAUCGUUCAGGACAACGGUGCAAAUGAGACAUCGGCUGAUARGACGGAUGUUUUAGCUGUUUCAACAAAACCUCCAGCUGAUUCUCAUCUAGGAUCUUCCUCCAGCUCUCAGUACUUAAACAGCUUGCAGAAGAAGCGGAGGACAGCUAGGUUUAAGACAGAGCGCCGUCAGCAGCAGGAAGYGUCUGUAGAGCCAGCCAGUCGACUCCAGAAGCUCAGAGACAGAGACUCUGUAACAAGGUUUGACAGAGAGGUUGAUCCAGUCAGGGCAGAUGGAGGUGAGGGCCAUUUGACUCUUCGCAGCAGGGUUAAGUUCCACGAGGCCGCCCCAAGUGUAGAGAAAGACCCCCCAACUGCUGAACAGGCGUACAAUUUCUUUACAUUAAACYAUGAACCCGAUCCUCUAAUGGAGUCAGAGAGGCUUGGUAAGAAGCAGAAACAGAGUGACAGCACCGAGGAGGAGCGAGGGGAAGCUGAGGUGGAAGAAGAAGCUGAAGGAGAGAAUAAUCAAGACGACCGUGUUGCUCAGAGCGAGGAAGCUCCCCUGGUUCGAGACGAAGAGGCUCUAUUCAUCAUCGAUCAAUCGCCCCUAGACUUCUUGGUAACGAAGAGGGCAGAGUAUGUUGGUUAUCGGAAACGUCUUCAGCAAGAUCGUGAACUUUUGUUCACACCGAGCUCACAAGCAGUUCCUCCCUCCAUUAAACUUCCUGAAAAGAUGAAGCCUCGCUUUCUGGAGGACGAGGGUCUUUACGUGGGGGAGAGGCCCACCGUGUCUUUGACCAAUGAGAACAUCCUGGAGAAUCGCAUUUUGAAAACAGAAGAGGGAAAGAAGUGGUUUGGAGACGAUGGUAAGAUCAUGGCUCUGCCUGACCCCAUAAAAGGAUCGUCCACGAGACCCCCUUUGUUUCACAUGGAGGGAGACCUGGAUCCAGCUCUGCAGACCGUGUACAGGAAGGCACUGAAGUCCAAAUAUGCAAAUCUGUUGCUUGCUGGUGCAGCAGACCCUGAGGGAGACUACCAGCUGGAUGUUGAUAUUUCUGGGCUGAUCUUUACCCAUCAUCCCCUGUUCAGCCGUGAACAUGUGCUGGCAGCUCGUCUGGCUCAGCUGUAUGAUCAGUACCUCACCAGGCAGCACAAUAACCUCACAGGACACCUCACUGAGAAGCUGAGUGGCUUAAGGAAGGCUUUGCAGAACAUGAUGAGUAUCCACGGCGAGCAGGGCCUCUCUCAGGCCUUACAGCAGAGGCUUUCAGAGUACAGUAUUGAAGUGAGGAACACUCGGCAGCUGCGAGACACGGAGCAGGAGAAAGACAGGACUCUGUUGAAAAGCAUUAUUAAAGUGUGGAAAGAGAUGAAGGCUCUGAGAGAGUUCCAGAAGUUUACCAACACACCCUACAAGCUCUACCUCAGAAGAGAGAAUGUGGAUCGGGUAUCAGAUGAGCGCAAGUUUGAAGAGGAAAUCAUGACAGAAGUUUUGGAGUUGGAGGCAGAGAGUGAGGAGAAAUACCAGAAGGAGCUGGCAGAGUACAGUAAGCAGCUGGAGGAGUGGAAGCUCUGGAGAAAGAAACAGAAAGCCACGAGGAAAAAGAAGAAGAAAAAGAAGAAAAAGAGUCAGGCACAGGGUGACACAGAAGAAGAAGAAGAAGAAGAUCAGGACCUAAAAGGAAGUGAAUCGGAGGAGCCCUUUGAGGAAGGUCCUCAGAAGCCAGAGCCCCCUGAGAGGCCAGACCUUGGUUUUCUAGAGCAGCAGGUGAGAGAAAAAGCCUCGAGGAUCCGCAGGAAAGCAGGAGAAGCCAUCCUGAUCCCAGAGCUGUCUGCAUCAGGAAGCAUCACUGACACUGAGCUGUGCCCCAGGGCUGAAAUGGCUCGAAGAGAAGACGUGUCCAGACGUUCACUGUYCAUCAAGAUCCUGUACAACGACAAGGAAGUUUCCAGAACAGGCAGCCGCUCCCUGAACGCUGACUUCAGGGUGCACUUCGGUCAGAUUUUCAAUCUCAAGAUCCUGAACUGUCCCCAAAGCAUUAUUCUGCAG
This is a messenger RNA of Austrofundulus limnaeus, 2385 nucleotides long. It is a transcript of the gene cc2d2a, whose product is annotated as coiled-coil and C2 domain containing 2A. Lineage: Eukaryota; Metazoa; Chordata; Actinopteri; Cyprinodontiformes; Rivulidae. Gene Ontology annotation, cellular component: ciliary transition zone. Gene Ontology annotation, biological process: protein localization to ciliary transition zone; non-motile cilium assembly. The record is from RefSeq and is a predicted model, not a curated record.